Metarhizium brunneum ARSEF 3297 is the source of this 270-nucleotide messenger RNA. RefSeq lists its product as uncharacterized. The record is from RefSeq and is a predicted model, not a curated record. Lineage: Eukaryota; Fungi; Ascomycota; Sordariomycetes; Hypocreales; Clavicipitaceae.
AUGACCCGCAUCACCACAGUCGUCCUGGCCAUAUUGGCUCUUACCACCGACGCUCGCCGGCCUACCGCGGCGAAAAAGGGAUGCACAUUUCUUACGACGACGACAUUUCUUCGCCAGACAACAUCGCCGCACUGGCCCCAGUGCUCGUUUGACGGCACGGAGCGCAUCUACAGCUCCACAGUCACUAUGAAUACAACCGUCGACUGCCACGGAUGCUCUCACAUCCGGGUUAUCUCUAAGCCCAAUGUGCGCUGUCCUGCGAAAAUCUAG